AUGGGAGUCAUGCAAAAUAUCCGCCGAUCUGAGAUAUCAUCAAAUUCCCCGAAAACAACUCAUGGGAGGAGGAGUUUCCAAUUCAUUAACAAUAACAACUCUCCUAAUUCCUCCUCUCAUUCACCAUUAUCUUCUCCAAUUCACACCUUCUCCUCUAAAUCCAUGAAUAUGGAAGAUAACAUCAAAAACGCCAUGACCAUCAUCACUAAAUGGGACAUCAAUUCCUCAUCCUUCAACAAGUUCCUCUCUUUAUUCGACGGUGCUAAUCGAGGAGAAUCCAGAGAGUUCAUCAAAUCCGUCAUGGGUUUACGUCGCGCCAUGCAUUUCUUAGUCUCAGAGAAUUCCAGCUCCGACAAACUAAUCCUUGCUCAAAACUUAAUGGAAACGGCUAUGUUGAGGCUGGAGAAAGAAUUCCAUCAGAUUCUCUCCGUCAGCCGCCACUACCUGGAUCCUCAAUCGGUCUCAAGUCAAUCUUCACGGAUGAAAUCUCGAUUGAGCAUCUCCGACGAUGAUGAUUACAAUACCACAGUUGGAUCCGAAGAGGAGAUCAUUCAGAAAACAGGGGAAGCGAUCUCUGAAGCAGAGAGGCUUUCGGAGAUCGCUAUGUUGGAUCUUAAGAUUACAGCUGAUUGUAUGAUAAGCUCCGGUUACGGAACAGAGUGCCUUAAAAUAUAUAAACUCAACCGGAAGUCAGUUGUCGACGAAUCUCUCUACCGUCUCGGCAUGCAAAAAUACGCUUCUUCCGCCAUUAAUAAAAUGGAUACACAAGCUCUUGAUCGUCACAUCAAGAGUUGGCGGCGAUCUAUAACCAUCGCUGUGAAAACGCUCUUCCACGGCGAGAGAUUCCUCUGCGAUCACGUCUUCUCCUCUUCUAAGAAAAUCCGUGAAUCAUGUUUCGCCGAUAUCUCAAGUGAGGCAGCAGCGAAUAUCUUCCGAUUCCCGGAGCUAGUAGCGAAGACGAAACAGAGAUCGCCGGAGAAAAUUUUCCGGUUGAUGGACUUGUACGAUUCGAUAUCGCAACUCUCGCCGGACAUUGAUUCCAUUUUCUCAUUCGAAUCGGUCUCCUCUGUUAAACUACAAGCUCUAAACUCACUUCUCAAGAUCGGCGAUUCUGUCAGAACGUUAUUGUCAGAAUUCGAAUCAUCAAUCCAGAAAAACACAUCAAAAAUAGCGAUUCCCGGCGGUGGAAUUCACCCUUUAACCGAUUCAGUCAUGGAUUAUGUAACUUUGCUUUCCAAUUACAGUGGGGUACUCAGCGAUAUCGUCGAUGAUUCAGAAUCUCUGCCGAAAUCGCCGAUGCUAGAUGCUCCGGCACCGGCGGUAUCAGUCCGGCUAGCAUGGAUCAUACUUGUACUUCUCUGUAAACUUGACGUGAAAGCAGAGCUCUACAACGACGUCGCUUUAACCUACCUAUUUCUAGUCAACAAUCUUCACUUCAUUGUCCAAAAAGUCCGGACCACUAAUCUUAGGUAUAUUUUAGGUGAAGAAUGGAUACUAAAAAAUGAUAAGAAGGUGAGACAAUACGCAACUAGCUACGAGAGAGUAGCGUGGAGCAAAGUGUUCACUUCUCUACCCGAUAACAAUUCAAUGGAAGAAUCGCUUGAAACAAUUAAGGGUCGUUUUCGAAAAUUCAACAUCGCCUUUGAGGAGGCGUAUCAAAAGCAAAUGUCGUGGGUGGUUCUCGACGAAGGGAUUAGAGAUGAGAUCAAACUUUCGAUAGAGAGGAAGUUGGUGCCGGCAUAUAGGGCAUUUUAUGAAUGCAAUAUCGUGAUGGUUCGUGGGGAGAGGAAUCACGAGAAUUUGGUAAAGUAUUCGGCUCACAAUAUGGGGAAUUAUUUAUCAGAUAUUUUACACGGAAGUGCUAUGUCUGAGAUCUUGCCAUCUUUUUCUUCGUCAACGCGAACAUCUUUUUCUUCAUCGACGCGGACAUGCAAGUAUACAUGUAUUCCUUAG
Impatiens glandulifera is the source of this 1953-nucleotide messenger RNA. RefSeq names its product exocyst complex component EXO70H1-like. The record is from RefSeq and is a predicted model, not a curated record. Gene Ontology annotation, cellular component: exocyst. NCBI's taxonomy places the organism in Eukaryota, Viridiplantae, Streptophyta, Magnoliopsida, Ericales, Balsaminaceae. Gene Ontology annotation, biological process: exocytosis. The transcript has 2 exons. Gene Ontology annotation, molecular function: phosphatidylinositol-4,5-bisphosphate binding. The coding region runs from base 1 to 1953 and encodes 650 amino acids.